AGGAGCGUCACCAAAGACAACACAACACCACUAUAAGAUGGUCCAAAUGCCAGGCGUCUGCUGAGAACCAUGGAUUGGAAGAAGCUUCAAUCACAGGCCACCUCGGUCGCUAAAGCCACAGGUACUGCUGCCAAUUCUGCCUACAAAGCUGGGAAAUCCAAAUACGCUGCAUCUAAUGGUGCAUCCAAUAGUGCAUCAACUUCUAGCACGAUGCCAGCUAGCUCAACUCCAAGUCAGAAGCCACAUACGAUGAUGGCACACGCUCCCUCUGCUGCUCAGGAAGUUCCACCUGCUCUACCGCCACGGCUGCCGUCACGCACGGUAGGAGUCGCGCCUGCAAAAGGCGACCAGAUCAAUACGAUCCCACCACACUUACCAUCGCGCUCAGAAGUGGCUGGCAGACAAGCAGCUAUUCGAAGCACUUUUGGUACUGCAGUCUCACAAGAAGAAUUGCAAUUAGGCCCCAAAUUGAAGCGUGCGCCACCGCCAGUUCCACCUCCAAAGCAGAACAAGCCUCUCGUCCCUUCUCGAACGCGACCGGGAGCCAUUACAACUACAAGCCAACAGGAUGGCAUUCAUGCUGACUGUCUCAAGUUCUCUCUAUUCAAAGAUCCACAACUGGCUCGUGACCUUGAUAUUCCUCUCUCACCUGCUUGGUUUGCGCAACAACCGCUAAUUCUACCAAACAUCUUGACCACAGGUAGCUAUACCUACGGUUCUGGCGGCUCAGGAUACCCUGGCAAUAUGAACUACACACAGACCUACGCUCUGCAGCAUGCCGACUUGUCUCAAACGCAAGUCAGACUGCAGUACAAUGAGCGCGACCCUCAAGGCACCGUUCAGAUUGAGCAACGACACCUACCAAAACCCAAACCACUGCCGACAGCUGAACUCAUUGCGUGUGCGGAAAGGUAUGGGCCUGCACUUGUCGCGUACUGUCGUGCACAUUGGGGUCAGCAAGUUGGCAAUGGCGAAUGCUGGACAUUGGCCAGUGUUGGCCUGAAAUCCGUCCCCGGUGCUUUGGAAUCACAAGGCGUGAUCCAUGGUCAUCCAAUCUAUCAGUGUGAGGCUGGGGGUGCACCUGUUCAGAUUGAUGUACUCAGACCUGGUGAUGUGAUUCAAUACUGGAGCACAAAGUUUCAUGACAGAUCAACUGGCAGUAUGAGCUGGGCUGGCAUGCCUGAUCACACGGCCAUCAUCACCUCAACUCUACCGGACAGACAUUCAAGUCAGCUAGAAUUCCCAGGAGUGACUUGCAUUGUCGCCGAGCAGAAUGUCGGUGGGGUCAAGCGUGUUCAAGAAGGGCGCAUCGCUCUGAACAACCUGGUCGAGGGUAUCGUCACUGUCUACAGACCAGUGUCAGCAAGCUGGCUGCGCGACUUGACUGCACAAUGGUGAUUCAGAUCACUUGCUUGGACUUGCUGAUGCGCAAUAUCAAAAGGCUGUCCUCCAUAAGCCCGUCGCUGGUGAUGGCUUCUUUGUGGCUUGAGAUUUUGAGGGUAUCGAAACCAAGAGUCACAGCGCCACCAGCAAUAAGAGCUUGAGCCUUUUCACCGGACUCAGCAGAGCCUGUGGCGCGAAGAAUAGCAGCGACUGUGUUGCUGAUUACAUCCUUGCUUGGCAGCUUGACCAGGUAAGCAGGGUUAGGCCUUAGGGGUGCAUUUACAAACAAAGAGAGAACCGGAAACUAAGCAUUGAGCAUCUUCUUGGCAAAGUGAUGUAUCACCUGCUCCAGACAGCUGCAGCUGGACAAUCGCAAAUUAGCAAGGUCAGCUGCGCUCUGCAGGACUCAGGAGUAAGUGCCUCAUUUCCG
Messenger RNA from Protomyces lactucae-debilis, 1813 nucleotides. RefSeq lists its product as uncharacterized. The coding region runs from base 70 to 1398 and encodes 442 amino acids. The transcript has a single exon. NCBI's taxonomy places the organism in Eukaryota, Fungi, Ascomycota, Taphrinomycetes, Taphrinales, Protomycetaceae. The record is from RefSeq and is a predicted model, not a curated record.